Synchiropus splendidus (mandarinfish) is the source of this 519-nucleotide messenger RNA. The record is from the annotation of a RefSeq genome assembly. NCBI's taxonomy places the organism in Eukaryota, Metazoa, Chordata, Actinopteri, Syngnathiformes, Callionymidae.
AUGAUUAUUAUCAUUACGUUAUGUUGUAUUAGUAUUAUUCUAGGUUUAGUGUUGGUGGCCUCUCACCCUUCACCUUAUUUUGCGGCUUUAGGUUUAGUCUUAGUAGCAGGUACGGGGUGUGGAUUUCUAAUAGUUGAAGGGGGCUCCUUUUUAGCUUUAAUUUUAUUUCUUAUUUAUUUGGGGGGAAUGUUAGUUGUUUUUGCUUAUUCUGCUGCUUUAGCGGCAGAGCCCUACCCGGAGGCAUGAAUAAGUCGUUCGGUUUUUUUCAAUAUGUGUGUUUAUCUUGGGUUAGUGGGCGGGGCUUUCUUUAUGUUAAGCGGGGAGUUUACGGUUUGUUGAGGUGGUUCUGAUGUUAGUUCAGGAGCGGAGAUUAUUCGUGGGGAUAUAGGUGGUGUGGCUCUGAUGUAUUCUUGAGGAGGGGGUAUAUUGGUAACAAGUGCCUGGGUACUAUUGUUAACGUUGUUAGUAGUAUUGGAGCUAACUCGGGGUAUAAGUCGGGGGGUAUUGCGUGCUGUUUAG